AUGUCAUGGGGUGAUCAAGUCGAUGAAGCAGACAAAUUGGGUGAAUUUAACAGAAAGCCUGCAUUGCCUGCCGCUCCGAGAGCAGCUUUGGAAAUAGAUGAAAGUAAAAUUCCUAAAAGUCCCCCUUAUGUGGCAUUCGUGUCAAACUUGGCUUAUGAGCUGCAAGAUGCAGAUAUUUUAAAUGCAUUUGAGGGCCUUAAUGUUACCAAUGUGCGUCUUCCAAGAGAUGAUAGAAGUGGAAAACUUAAGGGCUUUGGAUACGUAGAAUUUGGUGACAGAGAUUCAUUUAUUUCAGCUUUACUGAAAUAUGAAGCUACCAUCAAAGGAAGGCGAAUUAAAAUUGAUUUGGCUGAAGGUGAAGGAGAAAGACGACGUGGAGGCCCUAGAGAUACCCGUGAUCGUGAUUCUAAUUAUGAUUCUGAAAGAACCUCAGGAGAUUGGAGAUCAGGGCCUAGGUCAGAAUUUUCCAGUAACGAUGAUAGAUAUGGGUCUGGACGAAAAGAUUAUGGUGGUUUUAGGGACAGAGACAAUUAUGACAGAGAUAAGGGUGGAGACUCUAAUUGGAGAGACAAUGAUAGAAGAUACAAUUCGGACCGUGAGAGCAGAGGAUAUGGAAAUCGUCGAAAUUACGACGACAGCGAGUACUCAAAACCCAAAACACGUACAAAAUUAAUAUUAAAACCUAGGACAGUGCCAAUAGAGGAAAAUGUCUCUAAAGAAGAUCCAGCCCCAAAAGCAGAAGAACCAUCAGAGCAAGAAAAACCACCGGCACCCAACAUUUUUGGUCAAGCUAAACCGGUGGAUACGUCGGCGAGGGAACGUGAAAUUGAGCAAAGACUUGAAAGGGAAAGAGAAGAAGCUAAAAGUGAAAUAGAUCAGGAUAAACAAAAACUAAAAAGUAAUGAAGCUGAGUCUAACAGUGAAUCAAGUCGUCCUGUACCGCCUGACUCAAAAGAAAAUGUUUGGGUUAAAAAAUCACAGAGACUGGAUACUCCAAAUGUUACCUCAAGAGAUUCUAGUUGCAAUAAAACGAAUGAUUCAGACGAACGUGAAAAAGAAUCAUCAGAGAAAAAAGAAAACGAAGAGGAAGAUGAUUCAUCACGAUUGGAAAACACGAAAAAAAAUGAAGAUCUUGAAAGCGAUCGCGAUCGUGAAAAUGAUUCGCGAUACACUCGUUCAUUCAAAACCGAAAAUCGUUACAAUGAAAGAAGUAGAGAUGGAGAUAAAUCCUACGGUGGUGGUCGGGAUGAUAGAUGGAGAGAUGAUAGGGAUAGAAGAGACACGAGAGACAGAAGAGACGUAGAUCGUCGUGACAGAGGCUACGAUUUCGAUAGACGAAGCGGAGCCGGUUCUGGAAGACCGCGUGACAGAGAUGGCGACUCGAGACGCUAUGACAGAGAUGGAGAUUCAAGACGUUAUGAUAGGGAUGGAGACUCGAGGCGAUACGAUAGGGAUGGAGAUUCCAGGCGGUACGACAGGGAUGGAGAUUCCAGGCGGUACGAUAGAGAUGGUGAUUCGAGACGUUACGAUAGAGACGGUGAUUCAAGACGGUACGAUAGAGACGGUGACUCUCGACGGUACGAUAGAGACGGUGAUUCGAGACGAUACGAUAGAGACGGAGAUUCCAGGCGGUACGACAGAGAUGGAGAUUCUAGGCGGUACGACAGAGACAAUGAUUCUAGGAGGUACGACAGAGAUGGAGAUUCUAGACGGUACGACCGAGAUGGAGAUUCGAAACGUUACGAUAGAGAUGGUGAUUCGAAGCGUUACGAUAGAGAUGGUGAUUCGAAACGGUAUGAUAGAGAUAAUGAUUCUCGACGAGACGAUAGGGAUAGUGAUUCCCGACGCAAUGAUAAAGAAAAUGACUCCAGACGGAAUAACAGAGACGGAGAUUCUAAACGUUACGAAGGAGAAACUGAAUCGAGGCGUUAUAACGAAAAAGAUAUCGAUUGGAGGGAUAAACCCAAUGAGAAGGAGGGGGAGAGUAAAAGAAAUCAGGAUCGAGAUAAUGGUCGUUACAAAGACCAAGAUGACCACGGCGGAAGUAAAUCGCAAAAAGGAGAUAAACGCGGUGGUCCCGUGGUAGGCGAUAAAGGAUCUCGUCAAAUAAAAAGCAAUCAGGAUCGUGAUAAAGGGCCACAACACAAGGAUCGACCUAAAGAUGUUAAAAAGAGUGAAGAAGGGAUGAGAUUACCAAAAUAUAAGGAGGCAGUUGCACCCGUAAGAUAA
This is a messenger RNA of Pediculus humanus corporis (human body louse), 2229 nucleotides long. Its product is annotated as eukaryotic translation initiation factor 4B, putative. Gene Ontology annotation, molecular function: RNA binding. The transcript has 9 exons. Bases 1 to 2229 code for a protein of 742 amino acids. The record is from RefSeq and is a predicted model, not a curated record. Lineage: Eukaryota; Metazoa; Arthropoda; Insecta; Psocodea; Pediculidae.